AUGUCGUACAGUUACUCACUACACGCGUCCUACUCAUGGACCAAAAAGUCGGGUUUUUAUCUCGACGCUAAAGCGCUCAGACUUAUCUACAAAACCAAAUACUUGAAAAGCUUGCUUCGUAACCUCAGGCGUCGACUAGAGGUCAACACACGCCAUCUCGACAAAAUAAACUUCUACAGCACAAAAGCCAAACUCGGCUGGUUCGGAUCGUUACGUCGGCGAUUGGAUGAGAAGUUCGAUCACAAGAAACAACGCGAGCGACAGAUUGAUCAGAUACGCAAAAAACUCCUGGAAGUCCAGAUUCCUUUGGAUAGGGAAUCAAUUGCCAGCAAAGAGGCGAGGCUAGCGAAGCUUCGGGCAGAGUUUGAAACGAGGAUCCGGUGGGAGAGCAAGGAGGCUCAGCAGCAUUAUCGGAAAUGGCUUUGCGAUAAGAAGAGACGACAAGACGAGAAGAAUGACUGGAAGAUUAAGCAGAAAAGGAGAGAUAGGGAAAGGUGGGAGGGGAAGUGGCAGAAGUUUCUGUUGAGCAAGAAAUCCAAGAAAGAGGUUUCUGGGGGACAUCCUGAACUGUGGGGUUCUUUUCUUUUUUGA
This is a messenger RNA of Fusarium fujikuroi IMI 58289, 591 nucleotides long. RefSeq lists its product as uncharacterized. The transcript has a single exon. The record is from RefSeq and is a predicted model, not a curated record. The coding region runs from base 1 to 591 and encodes 196 amino acids. NCBI's taxonomy places the organism in Eukaryota, Fungi, Ascomycota, Sordariomycetes, Hypocreales, Nectriaceae.